This is a messenger RNA of Mixia osmundae IAM 14324, 1056 nucleotides long. RefSeq lists its product as uncharacterized. Bases 1 to 1056 code for a protein of 351 amino acids. Lineage: Eukaryota; Fungi; Basidiomycota; Mixiomycetes; Mixiales; Mixiaceae. The transcript has a single exon. The record is from RefSeq and is a predicted model, not a curated record.
AUGCGAACAUGCGCUGCCGACAAAGCCAUCAGCGAGACCGCAGAGCUGAUGGCAGAUGAGCAGGUAGACAGCAGACCAGCAGCGCAUCGACUGCCGCCGGAGCUGAUCGCAGAAAUUCUCAACUACACUGAGGAUUGGGAACUCGCUCAGACGCUCAACUCUGCGCACUCGCUGCCGACUUCGACACCAUGGCUCGAGCAAGCAACGCCUCUCGACUGGGCUAUCCUGAGCGGCCAAGUCAAGCACAUCCAGGCCUGUCUUGACAAGGGACAAAAUGAGUUCACCGACUGGGGAACACGCGUCAUGAUCCGGUUUGGCUACAUCCACCUGCUCGAGGCAUUGCGGACCGCUCAGCCUGACCGACUGCGCGCGAGAUGCCAUGUGCUCUUGCCCGAGCUAGCCUCGGCUUGGGGCAGGACGAUCGUCUUGGAAUGGGCAAAGGAGCACCAAGUGGGCAUGCAGGAUAUCACGCCUGGCACGAUGGAUGAAGCCAGUCGACACGGCCACGUGGAGACACUCAAGUGGUGGAAAGAUUCUACGCUCCCCGUGCGCUAUUCUGAGCAUGCGCUCCUGUCGGCGACGAUAAAGCGCCAGAUUGCAGUGCUCGAAUGGUGGCGCCGUUCAGAUCUGCCGCUCCUGAUUGGCAACGUACUUGACCUUGCCUCGAUGGAAGGCUCCACCGUCGUGCUGGACUGGUGGGCAAAGUCUGGACUGGAAUGCAAGUACAGCAAGUCUGCGCUGUACCAUCUGUCUUGUCGGGGCAACAUCGACUUGCUCAACUGGUGGAGAAGCAGUCGGUUCAGACUCAUCUACGACAAGGAUGUCCUCGUCGGCGCCACCAAGCAUGGUCAGACGGAUGCGCUCCAAUGGUGGCACGAGUCAGGUCUGCCGAUUCAGUUUCGAUUCUUCGACAUUGAGGAAGCGCUAGAAGAUGCAGUGGCCGGCCCAGAGGGUCGGGCUGCCUCACUGGCUUGGUGGACUCGGAGAGGCUUCGAUAGUGCAUCGUCGGAUCCUCGUGCGUGGAUGUCGACACGCUUGCUCUCAUCUUGCACAUGA